This is a messenger RNA of Gadus morhua (Atlantic cod), 572 nucleotides long. RefSeq names its product fatty acid binding protein 4b (gene fabp4b). The transcript has 4 exons. Bases 98 to 499 code for a protein of 133 amino acids. The record is from RefSeq and is a predicted model, not a curated record. Gene Ontology annotation, molecular function: lipid binding. Lineage: Eukaryota; Metazoa; Chordata; Actinopteri; Gadiformes; Gadidae.
CGUUGGUGAAAAUAGUCGUCGUGCUUAAACUUGAGUGUUAUUCAGCCCCAUACCCCACUGUUAAGAGGUCUUUGGCUGCACAAAGUUUACCGCGAAAAUGGUGGACCAAUUUGUUGGAACAUGGAAGAUGAGCCUCAGUGAGAACUUUGAUGAGUACAUGAGGGCAAUAGGGGUCGGCAUGGCCAGUCGCCAGGUGGGGAACGUGAUCAAACCAAAAUUCAUCGUCAGCGUGGCUGAAGGUGUCAUUUCCAUGAAGACACAAAGUACUUUCAAAAGUACCGAAAUUAAAUUCAAACUGGACGAAGAGUUUGAAGAGAGAACCGCUGACGACAGAGUGACCAAGACCAUCGUCUCGUUUAUCAACGGAAAGUUGGUGCAGAAACAAACGUGGGACGGCAGGAGCACGACCCUGGAGCGAGCACUGGAGAGUGGCAAACUCAUAACGACAUGCACUGCUGGUGAUGUGGUUGCAGUGAGGACUUAUGAAAGGGAGGCAUAACUCUUCAGGAAGUUGAAUAACCGGUGGAGUCCAAAAUGCAAUCUCUUCAAUAAAUCCAUUUCAGUCAAUUGUC